CUUCCUUUCUGUCUAUUUUUAUAUCUUUUGUAAUAACAAGUGGUAGAAUUUAGAGGCACACUACCUUCUGAGUUCGGAGCACAAAAGCAAGAUCUCAAAACAUAAAUAUAAAGGGAAAAAAAAAUAGCGAAGAAUAUGUGCCACGCUUUGCGUUGUUGAUAUAUAGCCCAACCAAUGGCGGAGGAGAAAAGAGAAGAGGAAGUAGCGCACCCCAACAACUCAUCAUCCACCACCAUGCCAUUUUCCGAUGAGAUUCCCAACAACAACAACUUGAUGAUGACUUUCCCUUUCCAAGUACCACCCACCAUCUUCGACGUCAUGAUGAUGCCUUCGUCUUCUUCUUCCUUCAUUGACCUGCUCGGCGUGCAGGACUACAACGCGCCGUUAUUCGAUUGCCUUCCCGGCGGCGGAUACCGCCCUGCGCCGUCUCCGGCGAGCUCCAACGUCCCAGACUCCUCCGAGGUGUUGAACACGCCGGCUGCGUCGCCUAAUUUGUCGUCGAUUUCGUCGUCGUCGAAUGAGGCUACGGUCAAUAACAACGCCGAACAGAGUUUGAAACCUGGGAAUGACCAAGAAGAAGCAGAAGCAGAGGAAGAAGGUGGUAAUGGAGGCAGAGGAGAUGACCAAGAUCAAGACAAGACUAAGAAACAGCUGAAACCGAAGAAGAAGAACCAAAAGAAGCAAAGAGAACCGAGAUUUGCGUUCAUGACAAAGAGCGAGGUUGAUCACCUAGACGAUGGUUAUAAGUGGCGCAAGUACGGCCAAAAAGCUGUGAAGAACAGCCCUUAUCCCAGGAGCUACUACCGUUGCACCAGCGCGGGUUGCGGCGUUAAGAAGCGCGUGGAGCGUUCCUCCGACGACCCUUCCAUCGUUGUUACAACCUACGAAGGGCAGCACAGGCACCCGUGCCCUGCUUCGGCACGGGCUAGCUUCGGCUUUGUGUCCGAACCCAGCAGCUUCGGAUACGCCGGUUCGUUUGGUCCCUCACACUUUAUGCUGCCACAUCAGCACCACCAGCAAGCACAAUCUUCGGCUUUGAUGUAUAAUAACUCCACCACCCCUCCUUUGAAUGUUGUUAGCUCCAGUAGUACUAGUAACUACAUGAACACGACGUCGUUUGGUGGAUUUGUUCAGGAUCACGCGAACCGUCAUGGUUUUGGGCAUGAGGCUUUGUUGAGGGACAAUGGGCUUCUUCAGGACAUUAUUGUGCCAACUCAGCUUGGUAUGGUUUGUAAUGCUCUCUAACUCGAUUGGUGUUGCGUCUGAGGGGUUUUGAUUUCUGUUUUAGAGGGUUAAUGUGGAGAAAACUACCUCGGCUAGAUUUGAGUUCAUAUGAAACCUUUUUGGAGGUUAACUUUUAAAAUGACUAUUGCCCUUGUAGCUUAUUAUGGAGGUUUCUGAUUUUGUUAAUUUAAUUAUUAUUUUUUAUGGGAUAUUCUUUGUAAUUAACUAGAGAUUUGUUGGAUGUUCAGACAUUUGCUGUUUCAAUCUUUUCUCA
Glycine soja is the source of this 1498-nucleotide messenger RNA. Its product is annotated as probable WRKY transcription factor 48. The transcript is spliced from 4 exons. NCBI's taxonomy places the organism in Eukaryota, Viridiplantae, Streptophyta, Magnoliopsida, Fabales, Fabaceae. Gene Ontology annotation, biological process: regulation of DNA-templated transcription. Gene Ontology annotation, molecular function: DNA-binding transcription factor activity; sequence-specific DNA binding. The coding region runs from base 175 to 1245 and encodes 356 amino acids. The record is from RefSeq and is a predicted model, not a curated record.